AUGGAGAACGGGGACAGCCGUGGCCGCUCAUCUGGCGGUAGCGGCAGCGGCAGCAACAGCAACAGCAACAGCAACAACACGGGUAGUCAAGCUCCCUUAACAUCGAAAGGUGCCUUCGACUCUCACCUUUACGGAGAAACUCCCGUUCAUCAGUAUCUUUCUGAAAUUCCUGCAGAAGAUGAACAGCCAACUCCCCUUGGUGGUGUAUUUGGUGAGGAUGCUCACCAAUCAAGAGGGGGUGGUGUCGACUCGGUUACCCGUCUAGUAGAGAAUGAGAGACGUGCCAUGCUUGCUUCCUCUGGUCCUGAUGCAGCAGAUGCAGCAGCACUGUUGGAGAAAAGAGCAAUUGCUGCUAGAGAGGAUAUGUAUAGGAGGCAGAGAUUUCAACGUGCGCUGUCACCAGAGAGGCAGGAUCCUUUUGCUGCUGAUGGAGGAAGGAGAGCAGAUGUAAGCGCAAGAAGCUAUGCAGAUGUUAUGGUGGAGCAGCAACUAGAUAGGGAGAAACAAGCAGCAGUUAAACAAAUUCGAAAGCUGCAGGAGGAUGCGGCUAUAGCACAACAACUGCUGCAGCAAAGGCAGCAGGAGGAAGCAGCAGGUGGUGCUGCUGCUGGCAAACGAGGAAGGUGGGAUGGAGAGCGCCAGCUGACGGAGGCAGAACGCAUGACACUGCAGCAACAGCAACAGCAACAGGGAGCAGAGGGUGCAGCAGCAGCAGCAGCAAGUCUUGCUAGCAGAUGGGAUACUCCCCUGCAAGCCGGCGGACAGGCACCCGGGUGGGGCGACACCCCAAUUGCUGCAGGAGGAGAUGCAGCAGCAGAAACGGCAGAACAAAAACCUAAGAAAAGAAGCAGAUGGGACGCAACACCCGCGCAAGGAGGCACCGGACAGGAAACACCUACCCCCGGUCAAUGGGGAGCAACACCGUUAGUAGCAGGUGUAGGAGGGCAGACCCCAUUAGCAAUGAAGAAGAAGAGCCGAUGGGAUGCGACUCCCGUUCCUGGAGGAGACGAGGGAUCGGGGGUGGGGUCAGCAAUGGCUACUCCUCUUACAGGCGCAAGAUUAGCUGAUGGAUCCGAUGCUGGUCUCGCUACACCAGGACUCUCACAGACACCAGGAGCUACACCUAUGACAUCAGGACUCACACCAGGAGCUACACCUCUUGCUAUGACAGGUCUUGGUGCCACUCCUAUGACACCUGGUACACCUUUGCAGACGCCGGAGCAGCUGCUUGCUUUGCGGCUGCAGCAGGAGUUUGAUGAGAGAAAUAGAUAUUUAACGGAUGAGGAAUUGGACAGGAUUAUGCCGACAGAAGGUUAUGAAAUUGUACAACCUCCUAGUGAUUAUAAUCCCCCUCCUACAUCAGCUGCUGUCGCUGCAGCAAGAGCGAGGCAGCAAGCAUUAGCAUCAUCAGGAAUGGGAUCUGCAACUCCAGGUGUAUCUGCAGCUACACCAUUAGGUGUUACACCUAUGUACGUCAUGCCUGAAGAAGGAGGCAUAUCCGUUAAGGCUGUAGAUCCCACAGGUUCUCUCUUAGAUCCUCAAGGAUUAGGAGAUGCAUCAGGAGGCGUACAAAUGAAAGCUGAAGAUUUCCAUUUCUUCUCGAAACUCUUCGAAGAAAAAUCAGAAGAUCAAAUGACACAAGAGGAAGUGAAGGAGAAGAAGAUUCAACUUCUGCUGCUGAAGAUUAAGAACGGAACUCCGCCUCUCCGUCGCUCUGCUUUGCGUAUUUUGACGGAUAAGGCAAAAGAGUUUGGUGCUGCUGCGCUAUUUAACCAAAUAUUGCCAUUAAUGAUGCAGACGACUCUUGAAGAUCAGGAACGCCAUUUGCUGGUGAAGGUUAUAGAUCGCGUGUUAUAUAAACUGGACGAUUUGGUGCGACCUUAUGCCCAUAAAAUAUUAGUGGUUAUUGAGCCUCUUUUAAUUGAUGAAGAUUAUUAUGCCCGUAUUGAAGGCAGAGAAAUCAUCAGUAACCUUGCAAAGGCUGCAGGACUGGCGACUAUGAUCGCCACUAUGCGUCCUGAUAUUGACCAUCCAGACGAAUACGUGCGAAAUACAACCGCCAGAGCGUUCGCUGUGGUGGCGUCUGCAUUGGGGGUCCCAUCUUUGUUGCUGUUCUUGAAGGCAGUUUGUCAGAGCAAGAAAUCUUGGCAGGCUCGUCAUACGGGGAUAAAGAUUAUUCAGCAAAUAGCCAUUCUAUUGGGUUGUGGAGUAUUGCCUCAUUUAAGACAAUUUGUUGAAAUUAUUCAACAUGGACUGGAUGAUCCAGUGUUGAAGAUUAAGACUGUUACUGCUUUGGCGUUAGCCGCGCUAGCAGAGGCAGCAGCUCCCUAUGGUAUUGAGGCUUUCGAUUGCGUGCUGCGUCCAUUAUGGAAGGGUAUUGGCGAAAUAAAAGGUAAAAGUUUGGCGGCUUACUUGAAAGCUAUCGGGUCUAUUAUACCUCUUAUGGAUGCCUACCAUGCCAGCUACUAUACUCGAGAAGUUAUGGUUAUGUUGGUGCGUGAGUUCGAAACCAACGAUGAGGAAAUGAAAAAGAUUGUCUUAAGAGUCGUCAAACAGUGCGUAGCGACAGAGGGUGUAGAAGGUGAAUAUAUCCGCACCGAUAUUAUACCCCCUUUCUUCUCCAAGAUGUGGCUCGUCAGAAAUGCCCUAGAUCGUCGCACAGCGAAACUGUUGACAGAAACCGCGACUGAAUUGGCUUCUAAGGCUGGCGGUGCGCAUGUGAUUAAGUUUAUUGUGGAUGACUUGAAGGAUCCGAGUGAACCCUUCAGGAAAGUAACACUUGAAACCAUUGAACAAAUAAUUGUUAACGGUGGUGUUGCGGAUAUCGAUUUGAGGCUGGAGGAGCAGCUGAUUGAUGGGCUGUUAUAUGCAUUCCAAGAACAAACCACAGAGGAUACUGCGGUGCUUCUUAAUGGAUUUUCAACAAUUGUAAACGCCUUGAGCACACGCGUGAAACCCUACUUACCACAGAUUUGUGGUGUUAUUCGUUGGAGGCUGAACACGCCUUCGGCCAAGCUGCGACAACAGGCAGCAGACCUCGUCUCGCGUAUUGCCACGGUAAUGUUCAAGAGUGGCGAAGAGCAAAUGUUGGGGCACUUGGGUCUGUUCCUUUACGAGUACUUGGGGGAGGAAUACCCCGACGUGUUGGGAAGCAUUCUGUGCGCAUUGAAGGCAAUAGUGAACGUGAUUGGUAUGAACAAAAUGACGCCGCCUAUCAAGGAUUUGCUGCCGCGUUUGACGCCUAUUCUUAAGAACAGGCACGAGAAAGUGCAGGAGAACCUUAUCGACCUUAUUGGGCGUAUUGCGGACCGUGGAGGCGAUUUGGUGUCGCCAAAAGAGUGGGAUAGGAUAUGUUUUGAUCUUUUAGACCUACUGCGUGCGCAGAAAAAGAGUAUUAGAAGAGCUACUGUGAACACAUUCGGCUACAUAGCCAGAACCAUCGGACCUCAGGAUGUGCUGGCCACUCUCCUUAACAAUUUGAAGAUGCAAGAACGCCAGCUGCGCCUGUGCACGACGAUUGCCAUUGCCAUUGUGGCAGAAACAUGUCUACCUUAUUCUGUGCUGCCUGCACUCAUCAACGAGUAUCGUGUGCCCGAACUCAAUAUUCAAAACGGUGUGCUCAAGACCCUUAGCUUUAUGUUUGAAUACAUUGGAGAAAUGGCCAAAGACUAUAUCUACACUGUCACACCGCUUCUGGAAGAUGCUCUCAUGGACAGAGAUCUGGUCCACAGACAAACAGCAGCCUGGGCGUGCAAGCACCUUGCACUAGGGGUUCACGGACUUAGCUGCGAAGAUGCUCUGACUCAUUUGUUUAACUACGUCUGGCCUAACAUUUUCGAAGUCUCGGCACACAUGGUUCAAGCUUUUUUCGACGCCGUGGACGGCAUGCGCGUUGCCAUCGGGCCCGGCGUCGUAUUUCGGUACAUCAUUCUCGGUUUGUUUCAUCCAGCACGCAAGGUGCGCGAGGUGUAUUGGAGAGUGUACAACACGGUCUACAUCGGGCAUCAGGACGCGAUGGUGGCGUUUUACCCCAGGCUUCCUGACGACGGAAAGCAUUCUUUUGCCCGCCAUGAGCUAGAACUGUUUAUCUGA
Messenger RNA from Eimeria maxima, 4092 nucleotides. Its product is annotated as splicing factor 3B subunit 1, putative. Gene Ontology annotation, molecular function: mRNA binding. Bases 1 to 4092 code for a protein of 1363 amino acids. The transcript has 9 exons. The record is from RefSeq and is a predicted model, not a curated record. Gene Ontology annotation, biological process: spliceosomal complex assembly. Gene Ontology annotation, cellular component: catalytic step 2 spliceosome; U2 snRNP; U2-type prespliceosome. NCBI's taxonomy places the organism in Eukaryota, Apicomplexa, Conoidasida, Eucoccidiorida, Eimeriidae.